This is a messenger RNA of Bipolaris maydis ATCC 48331, 1432 nucleotides long. RefSeq lists its product as uncharacterized. Gene Ontology annotation, molecular function: ATP binding; protein serine/threonine kinase activity. The record is from RefSeq and is a predicted model, not a curated record. Gene Ontology annotation, biological process: peptidyl-serine phosphorylation; peptidyl-threonine phosphorylation. NCBI's taxonomy places the organism in Eukaryota, Fungi, Ascomycota, Dothideomycetes, Pleosporales, Pleosporaceae.
AAGCACGCUAUGAAGAGUCAUCGCACAACUAUGUCGCAUGAGACUGUAGACUUCGUUCAAGCACCCCCAGCAUCCGUAUUGUACCUACCAUACAGCAUCUGCGAGAGAAGAAGAAAACUAGAGAACGAAAAGCAGAAAAGACUUGCAAAGCUAGCAAGCAAAAUGGGCAAAGAAACUAGGAAGCCAGACCCUAACCUAAAGGACAUAUCCAAGGAUCGUCGUGAACUGGUUUUCGUCAUCGAUAACGGCUGGACGAUGUUCGAGCACUGGCCAAUCCUAACCUUUGUCGUCGAAACACUUGCGAUGAACGCUGCAGGUAUCGACAAGAGCGGCAUCGAUCUCCGCUUCACAGUAGAGGGAUCUCGACACAACGCAAGUGACAUUGUAGGAGAAAACGGGCGAAGGGUACUAAAAGAAAAGCUGCGAGCAGCCUGGCCCGAACACAAGCCAAAACCCAACGCAACAACCGACAUGACCAUGAUUCUCGAGAACAUCUACAAAGAAUGGCACCGCAACCGCCAACCAGCCACAACCCUCUACGUCUUCACCGACGGCAAAUGGUCCACCGAAAGCCUCACCGCCCUCCGCCUCGUCGCCAAAAACCCCAAUUCCCACCACGACAUCAUCCUCAACCCACCCCCCCUCCACAAAGCCAUCAUGGCCUUCGCCGAACAAGACCGCCAACAGACCGGUAACCGCCACUUCAGCAUCCAAUUCAUCCGCUUUGGCGACAACGCACCCGACACAGAGCACCUCCAAUGGCUCGACGACCACCUCUGUGAAAGCCACAAGUACCGCGACAUCAUCGACCACUGCUCCUGGCGCGCGACCGUCGACAAAAUCUUCAAGGGAAGCAUCGAGGGCUUCCUCGAUGAGAAGGACACAAAAGAGCCCCCCGUGCUGUACAAUUACAAGCAGUUGGUCGAGACAUUUGAUCGGUUCAAUCGUGGUGAAGAGGAUGGCCCUGUCGAGCCACAUAAUGCCACGCUCUCGUCGCCGCUGAUGCGCGCGGGCACGCACAGGUCUGUUGUGUCGACUUCGUCGCCGAGGACGCAGCAGAAGCGGUUUUCAAUGUUCUCCUCCCCGUAACGUCACUUGUUCUUUUUUUUGUUUUUGCAGCACAGUCUUGAUGCAUACGGUUUGGCCUGUGUAUGUAUGCAUCGUUAGUGACUUUUGGGUUUUUUGGGCUUUGUUCUCUUUUUUUUUAUUCAUAUCUCUCAUUUGGAUUUGGAUUAAGAUACCCAAGGGGAUAAUAGCCCUGUUUCUUGCUUUCUUUCUUUUUGGCUGUUUUGCAUUUGCGGCAUUAUACCCAUUGGAAUGGCGUUUUGCUGUUACUGUGUGGAUUUUGGUCCAUUCUACUUGCAUUUGAUAGAACCAUACGUUGUAUUGCACGGAUACAUAAUCGUCCACUUUUAGACUCCUGAAUUAUUCU